GAAUCUCGUCUUCACACCCCCAUGUACUUCUUGCUCCGCAAUCUAGCCAUCCUUGACAUCUGCUUCUCCUCUAUCACUGCUCCAAAGGUCUUGGUGGACCUUCUGUCACAGAAAAAGACCAUAUCUUAUACAAGCUGCAUGACACAGAUAUUUUUCUUCCACCUCCUUGGUGGGGCAGACAUUUUUUCUCUCUCCGUCAUGGCGUUUGAUCGCUAUGUGGCCAUCUCCAAGCCUCUGCACUAUGUGACCAUCAUGAGUAGGGGGAGAUGCACAACCCUCAUCGUGGCCUCCUGGGUGGGGGGCUUUGUCCACUCCAUCAUACAGAUUUCCCUGUUACUCCCACUCCCCUUCUGUGGACCUAAUGUUCUUGACACUUUCUACUGUGAUGUCCCCCAGGUCCUCAAACUUGCCUGCAGGGACACUUUUACUCUUGAGCUCCUGAUGAUUUCCAACAAUGGGCUGGUCACCACACUGUGGUUUAUCUUCCUGCUUGUGUCCUACACAGUCAUCUUGACGAUGCUGAGGUCUCACAGUGGGGAGGGCAGGAGGAAAGCCAUCUCCACCUGCACCUCCCACAUCACUGUGGUGACCCUGCAUUUCGUGCCCUGCAUCUAUGUCUACACCCGGCCCUUCACUGCCCUCCCCACAGAUAAGAGCAUCUCUGUCACUUUCACCGUCAUCUCCCCUCUGCUGAACCCCUUGAUCUACACUCUGAGGAAUCAGGAGAUGAAGUCAGCCAUGCGGAGACUGAAGAGAAGACUCAUGUCUUCUGACAGGAAAUAG
Molecule: messenger RNA, 783 nt
Organism: Propithecus coquereli (Coquerel's sifaka)
Lineage: Eukaryota; Metazoa; Chordata; Mammalia; Primates; Indriidae
Product: olfactory receptor 4D11
Exons: 1
Biological process (GO): G protein-coupled receptor signaling pathway
Cellular component (GO): membrane
Molecular function (GO): olfactory receptor activity; G protein-coupled receptor activity
Source: RefSeq, a predicted model, not a curated record